Molecule: messenger RNA, 834 nt
Organism: Striga hermonthica
Lineage: Eukaryota; Viridiplantae; Streptophyta; Magnoliopsida; Lamiales; Orobanchaceae
Source: the annotation of a GenBank genome assembly
AUGGCAGUCUCCGGAUUCGAAGGGUUCGAGAAGAGGCUCGAAAUCCACUUCUCGGGGGACGACCCCGCCGCCUUGGGCCUGCGGCAGCUCGACUUCCCCUCCCUCGAGAAAAUAUUGCACGCGGUACAGUGCACCGUUGUCUCGGCGGUCGGCAACGCCCACUUCGACUCGUAUGUCCUCUCGGAGUCGAGCCUCUUCGUGUACCCCACCAAAAUCGUAAUAAAGACGUGCGGGACCACCCAACUCCUCAAGUCGGUCCGCCCGUUCAUCGACCACGGCAUCUCGUUGGGCCUCACCCUACUCGGGUGUAGGUACACCCGCGGCAGCUUCAUUUUCCCCCUUGCCCAACCCUACCCCCACACCAGCUUCAAGAAUGAAGUCAUCUACUUGGAAGCAAACUUGCCUAAAAAUCUCACCCACAAGAAGGCCACCACAAUGAACUCCAAAUCCAACCACAAGUGGCAUGUUUUCACCGCUUUCGUCGACGGCCCACCGGUGGACCUGAGUGUAGACGAUUCCUACACCGUCGAGAUCUGUAUGACCGAGCUGGACCCCACCCUCGCCCGGAACUUCUUCCGCUACGCGAGCUUCGAGUGCGUGGGGUCCUCUAGGGACGGGAAUAUUCUCGAGGUCUUGAAGAGGGUGGUCAGGAUAUUUGGGCCCGGGAAGCUGUCGGUGUCGACCACGGCGGGGCCCGGGGUUAGGAAUAGGAUGUGGAGGGGUAUGGCGAGGGCGGUGGAGCCGCUGGGGAUGAGGCUCACCAGCAGCGGGGCCCGCGAGUUCCCGAAUGCCGGGAGCAUCGUUUUUCAGACGUUCGUGGCUGACCGGAAAUGA